GCAGAAGAGACAGCCAUGUGGGGCCCGAGAUACAGACUGGUGCGUGCAUCCUUGAUCCUUCAUCCUCCUCCACCACCACUCCUCUCCUCCCCUGUUUCCGCUCCGCCCCCGGUAAACCCCAUCCCGUCCCGAUCCCACCACCACCCCUCCCCUCCCCUCCCCUCCCCGGAGGAAUCUUUGCUCCCUCCCACUUAUAUAAACCCCUCUCCGCCACUCCACUCUCCCAGAUCUACAUCCUCCCUCCACCCCGUCUCGCCGGCCGCCCGGCCGCCCCCCAAUCGUGCGUCGGACGAGGCCACGGCGAUGGAUCUCCUAGCGGACGCCCAGCCCCAGUGGCUCCUCGCCGGCGCUGCGCUGCUGCUCGCCACCGUCGCCUUCCUCAGGAUCCUCCUCGGCUCCGGCGGCGGCGGCAAGCGGCCGCCGCCGACGAUCCCGGGGGCGCCCGUCGUGGGCGGGCUGCUGCGCUUCCUGCGGGGCCCCAUCCCGCUCAUCCGGGCCGAGUACGCCCGCCUCGGCCCCGUCUUCACCGUCCCCAUCCUCACCCGCCGGAUCACCUUCCUCAUCGGCCCCGACGUCUCGGCGCACUUCUUCAAGAGCAACGAGUCCGACAUGAGCCAGCAGGAGGUCUACCGCUUCAACGUCCCCACCUUCGGCCCCGGGGUCGUCUUCGACGUCGACUACCAGGUCAGGCAGGAGCAGUUCAGGUUCUUCACCGAGGCGCUCAGGGCCAACAAGCUCCGCAGCUACGUCGACCAGAUGGUUGCCGAGGCCGAGGAGUACUUCUCGAAGUGGGGAGAAAGUGGCACUGUGGAUCUGAAGUAUGAAUUGGAGCACCUCAUCAUACUGACUGCUAGCCGAUGCUUGUUGGGAAGGGAGGUGCGAGAAAAGUUGUUUGAUGAUGUUUCUGCUCUCUUCCAUGAUCUUGACAAUGGGAUGCUGCCAAUCAGUGUCAUCUUUCCCUACCUCCCAAUCCCUGCACACCGCCGCCGUGACCAGGCACGAACACGUUUGGCGGAGAUCUUCGCCACUAUCAUCAAGUCCCGCAAGGCCUCUGGACAGUCUGAGGAAGACAUGCUGCAAUGCUUCAUUGAUUCCAAGUACAAGAAUGGCCGCCAGACCACAGAAAGUGAGGUGACUGGGCUACUUAUCGCAGCCCUGUUUGCUGGACAGCACACUAGCUCGAUCACCUCAACCUGGACUGGGGCCUACCUGCUUAAGUUCCAGCAGUACUUUGCAGAGGCUGUUGAGGAGCAGAAGGAGGUCAUGAAGAGGCAUGGUGACAAGAUCGAUCAUGACAUCUUGGCAGAGAUGGAUGUCCUCUACCGGUGCAUCAAGGAGGCGCUCCGGCUCCACCCGCCGCUGAUCAUGCUGCUUCGCCAAUCACACUCUGACUUCAGCGUGACCACGAGGGAAGGCAAAGAGUUUGAUAUCCCCAAGGGCCACAUUGUCGCAACAUCUCCUGCCUUCGCUAACAGGCUCCCCCAUAUAUUCAAGAACCCGGACUCGUAUGACCCUGACCGGUUUGCAGCUGGGAGGGAGGAGGACAAGGUUGCGGGUGCCUUCUCGUACAUCUCCUUUGGGGGUGGCAGGCACGGGUGCCUCGGUGAGCCCUUCGCGUACCUGCAGAUCAAGGCAAUAUGGACACACCUGCUGAGGAACUUUGAGUUCGAGCUGGUCUCACCAUUCCCGGAGAACGACUGGAAUGCGAUGGUCGUCGGCAUCAAGGGUGAGGUGAUGGUCAACUACAAGCGGCGGAAGCUCAUCGUCGACAACUAGAGAGUGGGUGGUCCCAUAGGGGGUGUUUGCUUCUGUAUUUGUUCCAUUUAAGUUUUGUUGUCCGCACGCCAACCUGUAGGGUAUCUAUCUUCACCAUUGUUUAGGGUACUGUGAUUUGCUUCCAGUGAUUAUUUAGACGUGUAGCAUCUGAGUGUUGUUUCUCUCUCCUUUCAUCUUUGCUGCUGUCCAUUCUCUUAGACGGGUUCAGACAUAAAAUGUGAACAGACAACCCUAUGUAAGGAACACAACAGCUGUGACUGAGUUCAUUCAAAAUGCAGUUCUUGCUUUUGCUCA
This is a messenger RNA of Triticum aestivum (bread wheat), 2070 nucleotides long. Lineage: Eukaryota; Viridiplantae; Streptophyta; Magnoliopsida; Poales; Poaceae. The record is from RefSeq and is a predicted model, not a curated record.